Messenger RNA from Styela clava, 1985 nucleotides. RefSeq lists its product as uncharacterized. The record is from RefSeq and is a predicted model, not a curated record. NCBI's taxonomy places the organism in Eukaryota, Metazoa, Chordata, Ascidiacea, Stolidobranchia, Styelidae.
UUGUACAAUUUUCCAAUUUUGAGCAGUCAAAUUUUUUUGAUUGAAAAGUAAAAACUUCCCCAGGAAUUUCGUUCCACAUUUGAUAUAUUCUAAAUCGGACUAGUUUGAAGCCUACCUUCAAAUAAAGAUUUGCCAUGCACUAGUUAUAGCUGCAAUAGUUUAUUGCUGCUAUACAAUUAUUUUUGCUAACAAUGCGUAUCGGUAUACCUCAGGUAGAAUAUUUGUUUACAACAAAUAAAUCGUAAAUUUAAAUAAGAGUGAGUGACUGACACCGCAAUGCUAGCACGACGAUUAACAGAGACAGGAGAUUUGGAAAAAGUUGGCAAAAACACAAUUCACUACGGAGAGAUGUCGCAAAGACGAAAUAAUCAUAAGAGUGAUCUGGUGCCCCCAGCAUCUUUGCUACCUAAUUAUCCAGCCCCUACACCACCCACCGAGGAAACAUUUUUUCCUCCACCACCGCCACCAAUAACAAACAAUGAACUGAGAGAAAAUUCGCCCCAGGAUACAAAGAAAAAGAUACCUACUAGCCGCGUGAUGCCUGUGCAAACAGUCGAUUCCAAACCACCACAGCUCAAACUCUACGCAGAUACAGAUAUCAGAUCUCUGGAUAAAAACCCAAUUCAUGAUGACAUUAUGAAAGAGGCGGAAAAAUUCAAAGAUAGGAGAGGUGAAUUGUUCGUUAUGGAUGACGACUCAAAUUCCACGCAGAUAGGAGAACAAGUGUAUGAUUACCAGAAGGUUUCAAGUAACCUGAAACCGAGCCACAGCUUUCAUCAUCCCGUCUAUGACCCUGCAGAAAUGAGAAGAAAGAAGAAACAUUCUCUUGUAGUAAACAGUGAUUUAUCCUGGAGCAAACCGAAGUCAGUGGAGAAACGAAAUUCAUAUGUGAUCAAGCCCGUUGCAAAAGCUCCGCUUGUGACAUCGAGAAACGCACCGAUGAAGGAGAAAAUACAACAAGAUAAUAACGGCUAUUCAAGAAUAGAAGAUAUUCCGUCUCCAGAUAAACUGCUCCAUUUGAUCGCAACUGAAGAUGAGCAAGGAAACAUAAUUCCUGAAUGGAAGCGAAAACUUAUGGCUCAAAAUUAUCGAACCAAACUAUGUAAAAAAUUUGUUUCGUGAAACAAGGCAAAAUGCUACAUAUAUACUCCUAUCUCGAAGCUUCAAAACUUUGCAUCCAUUCCAAUUUAGUUUGUGCAAGAAGACUUAGAAAUAGGAUAACGACACAGACAUAAUAAAGCAGAAUUAAACCUUUCUACCUUCUAGCUUAUGUUAAAUCUAAAUAUCAAUCGUACCACGUUCAUCACUUCCAACAACAUUGCAACGUUGUUUAUUUUCUAUUUAAAAAAAAAGUCCGGUCGAUAAUGUAGUCCGAUUAUCGCUCGCGAAAAAGUUGCUCCGUCUGUCCUGAAAAACAGAAAAUUGGUCAAACAGCUAUUUAUUUUCACGAAGAAUAAAUUUCACAACGUUUUUUGAAGGAAUAACAUGUUAUAUUACCCAGAAUAUUACAUAAAUCGAAUAUAACCUAAAAGCUAUCAACCUGGAACCUAAAUCUAAAAUAAAUAAAAACGUAUCGAAAAAGAAAUGAGUGAGCACGCAUUUUAUUUGUGAUCUCGUCUGACCUUCAUUUCCUAAUUUUCUGCUUUUCUAGUAAUCACCAUGUAGAAACAAAAGUUUGCUUUUUUUUGCUGCCACCCUAUCUAUGUUGUUUGACGAAAUUGGCGCAACGUAGUUGAAGAUGAGAAAAGUUUGUCUUCUUUUCGAUCUAAUGUAGAUAGUAUUGUGCUAUUUGUCUCAAACUUUAACUAUUAGCUAUUUAUGAACUAUCUAACAAACUAUGUUAGACAAACUUUCAACUGCAUUCAUUUAUAGGUAGUUAGCACAGUAGACUUUCUUAUUUACCAUUUUUCUGGUACGUAACCUUGUUUCAAAUAGCUGAUGUUGUGAAAAUUUUUUUUAAAUAUACAUUAAACUGUUGUAUUAGA